Molecule: messenger RNA, 1954 nt
Organism: Aspergillus campestris IBT 28561
Lineage: Eukaryota; Fungi; Ascomycota; Eurotiomycetes; Eurotiales; Aspergillaceae
Product: ubiquitin-conjugating enzyme E2
Exons: 9
Coding region: 295-1641 (448 amino acids)
Biological process (GO): negative regulation of apoptotic process
Cellular component (GO): nucleus
Molecular function (GO): cysteine-type endopeptidase inhibitor activity; ubiquitin conjugating enzyme activity
Source: RefSeq, a predicted model, not a curated record
GAUUGAUUGAUCGAUUGAUCGAUCAAUUCAUUCAUUCCUUUUUUCUCUUUCUUGGUCAACCUCCAGAAACUGUAGACAGCCUUAUAGAGCCUUCCUGGUUUCUUUCAUGCAGUUUGAUGCGUUUCAAGCUGCAGAAAAACAGCCACUCUCUGCCUAUCGUCAUUCCGCCUGGGUUCAGCCUCCCACAGCAUCCAAGCAUCAUACUUUUGUCGCUAUCGAUUUCCCCUCUCUCUGAUAACUUCGUGUUGCUCUUCCCACCACUGAUCGCAAAGUGAAACUGCCGCCCUGUUCAGGAUGUCUGAUCAAGCCAUCCUUCGCAUCACAAGGGAAAUCAAACAGCUGCAGCAGAGUACAGACCUUUCUCUCGCGGUGUCUUACGAUGAUUCCGAUAUCCGCAGCGUCUCUGCUCUCAUUCUGGGUCCACCAGAGACACCAUACGAGUUUGGCCUGUUUGAAUUCGCGGUUAAGUUCGGGAAAGGAUACCCUGCGAGUCCACCCCGUGUCCGCGCCAUGACGACCAACAAAGGGCGGUGUCGGUUUAACCCCAAUAUCUAUGCGUCGGGCAAGGUUUGCUUGUCGAUUCUUGGAACCUGGCGUGGCGAACGCGGAGAACAGUGGUCAUCGGCGCAGGGUCUAGAGUCCGUGUUGAUAUCCAUUCAAAGCUUGAUGUCGAGUAAUCCCUACGAAAAUGAGCCUGGAUAUGAUACGGCAAAGUCGGCUACUGAUUUGGAAAAUAUGGACGCUUACGUCGCCAAGAUCCGCCAUGAAACCCUCCGCCUUGCGGUUAUUGAGCCAUUGGAGUUGUCAAUGGGAAUCUCACCAGACGGGACGCUGGCACGUCCAGUCGAAAAGCAUUCCGAAGACGAGAGUGAAGAGGAUGUAAGCUGGGAUGACGACAAAGAACCGUGCGAUCGCUUUCUUGACCUCCGUAAACGACGCUUCUUGUGGUAUUUCGACGCCUACCUACGAACCGUCGAUGCCGCGGAGCCCGGAGUCUCACGCAAUCGCAAGUUUCAGCGGAUGCCGUUCGAAGGCAUCGGCAAUAUCAUGGACGGCCAUUUCGACUAUCCCGAGCUCAGACGGAGACUCAACUUCCUUAGAGAGAAGAUACUUGGCGAAACCCGAAAAUGGCCCACCGAGGGGCUCUUAACCCAGAAGCAAGAGCUGGGCAUCUCCGUGAAUCUCCAGCGCCAGUACGAGCAGAUUGUCGAGGAUUACAAAAACCAGAAGAACUUUAUGAUCGCCCUGGACCUUGUCGACGGUAACCCAUUUGAAUGGGUGAUCACAUACUUUGGUCGUCCCAUGACACACCUGGAUGGCGGCAUCUUCAAGAUCAAAAUCUAUCUCAGCCCUCGCUUCCCCGAGGAGCAGCCUCGCGUGUUCAUGGAAACGCCCAUCUUCCAUGUGCGCGUGUCUCGACUCGGGGUGCUGUGCUAUGUCCCACGGCGCAGCGACGAGAUGCGUUGGCAUAUAGAAGCUAUCCUAGCGACCCUGGAGGAGGACUCCCCGGCAUACGAUCCGCGAGCCAACGUGCGCUCCGAAGCAUCCACAAUGUUUUGGGGCUGUGCAGAGGGCCGACGACGGUACCACCGAGAAUUACGGAAAUCGGUUGAGAAAAGCGUCGAGGAUGCGUUUGCAUGAUAUUUGGUGAAACCAUGCGGUAAUGACUGUGAUCCGGUCGAUUUACCGACAGUGCCAUGGGAUGCCUGUCACUCACUCGCUACCGACAUGUUUAUCUCCUUGAUAUCUCAGCUGCUAAUUGCUCAUGGGCUAGUUACGCGUUAAGCGGCCGUCAGACUGCUAUGGUCAUUUUGCGGGUGUUGUGGAGCUAUGGUGUCUCCUAUUUAUUACUCCGACAUAAAAUUAUUCCUAUUUUACCACUUCUUUUCUUCUGUCUGAUUUCUUUCCUUUCUGUUUUGGCCAUCAGAUAUCCUAGUAAUAAACAUAACAUGCA